Messenger RNA from Vombatus ursinus (common wombat), 3744 nucleotides. RefSeq names its product collagen and calcium binding EGF domains 1 (gene CCBE1). Lineage: Eukaryota; Metazoa; Chordata; Mammalia; Diprotodontia; Vombatidae. Bases 180 to 1415 code for a protein of 411 amino acids. The transcript has 11 exons. The record is from RefSeq and is a predicted model, not a curated record. Gene Ontology annotation, molecular function: calcium ion binding.
UAGAGCGCCCCGGGCAGGUGGUGCAAACACCCCUGCUCUCCCGCGCCCCCUGCCGGAGGGAGAGGAGGAAAAGGAGGAGAAGAAAAAAAGAGGAGGAGAAAAGAGGAGGCUGCAAGGAGGGAGAGAGAGAAAGAGCAAGAGCCUGGGCGCCGAGGGGGAACUACUCGAGAGUUUGCCUGAUGGUGCUGCCGCUACUGCCGCCGCCGCUGCCGCCUCCUCCACCAAGCGGGAGAGGAGGGGCGAAGAGACAGCUAGGCAGAAGCCUGGGUCCCCUGCUUCUCCUUCUGGCACUGGGACACACCUGGACCUACAGAGAGGAGUUUGAGGACAGCGACAGAGAAGUCUGUUCAGAGAACAAGAUAGCGACCACCAAGUAUCCUUGUCUAAAAUCUACCGGGGAACUCACCACAUGUUUUAGGAAAAAGUGCUGCAAGGGUUAUAAGUUUGUUCUUGGACAGUGCAUCCCAGAAGAUUACGAUGUGUGUUCUGAGGCUCCUUGUGAACAGCAAUGCACAGAUAACUUUGGCCGAGUUCUAUGUACCUGCUAUCCAGGGUACCGGUAUGACCGGGAGAGACACAGGAACAAAGUGAAGCCUUAUUGCUUAGAUAUCGAUGAGUGUGCCACCAGCAAUGAGACUCUCUGCUCACAGAUCUGCAUCAACACCUUGGGCAGCUACCGUUGUGAGUGUCGGGAGGGGUAUAUCCGAGAAGAAGAUGGGAAGACAUGUACCAAAGGAGACAAAGGACAUGAUGAGAAAGUAGAGAAUGUGCUGAAGGCAGGAACCUGCUGUGCCACUUGUAAGGAGUUCCACCAAAUGAAACAGAUGGUAUUACAGUUGAAACAAAAGAUUGCACUGCUUCCGAACAAUGCCGCUGACCUGGGCAAGCAUAUCACUGUUGACAAGUUGUUGGCUUCAAACACCUACCUGCCAGGGCCUCCUGGUCAACCUGGAGGUCAGGGCCCUCCAGGGUCUCCUGGACCAAAAGGAAGCCCUGGAUUUCCUGGGGUACCUGGGCCUCCUGGACAACCUGGCCCCAGGGGCUCGAUGGGACCCAUUGGACCAUCUCCUGACCUCUCUCAUAUUAAGCAAGGCCGGAGAGGCCCUGUGGGUCCACCAGGUGCACCAGGAAGAGACGGUUCCAAGGGUGAGAGAGGAGCUCCUGGGCCCAAAGGAUCUCCAGGACCCCCUGGUUCUUUUGAUUUCCUCUUGCUGAUGAUGGCCGACGUCCGAAAUGAUAUCGCAGAACUUCAGGAGAAGGUGUUUGGGCACCGGACUCAUUCGUCAGCAGAAGAGUUCCCAUUACCUCAGGAAUUUACCAACUACCCAGAUGUCUUAGACUUUGGUUCUGGAGAGGACUAUCCAAAGAGAACUGAGACAAGAGACUCAAGAAUUCACAAAGACUUAUAUCCUUAGUAGGGCCUAAGUAUUUCAUGCCAAAAGUAGGAGAAGAAAAGGUUGAUUCCCUCCUGAAUUUGAAUGAUGGAAAGAAAAAAAUGCACUGGGGAUUUAAAAGAUAGAUUUUUAUUUUAUUAACUUUUCCCCUUGCUUUCUACCCUUGUACCUCUUUGCUUCCAAAUACUUUUUUAACAUCCCACCUCCUUAUCUAUUGGUAAGUAGACCAGUGACUGACUGAUAUGUUUCCUAGCCUAAGCCAGUUAGGUUAAUGAGUCAAAGUUUCUCCGUUAGUUUCCUUUUGUUUCAGCUAAAGGAUUCAAAGAAAAUUCCAGAGUUUUGCCAUCAGAAAUCUGUUCAUUUUGCAAAAAUCUGUGAGAAUGUCCCCAAAACACAAGAUAAUUUGCCAGGUGAGAAGAUGCCAAAUGCACUUACAAAAAAGUGAUUAAUCAGUCAGUUACACAUCUAUUAUGUACUAGACAUUAGGGAUACAAAAAGAUAAAAGUGAAAUAGAACCUGCCCUCAAGGAGUUUAUAGCCUAAUGGGGGAAGCAACAUGCAUGUAUAUAGAUACAUACAAAAUGACAAAAGGCUAAUAUUUGGAGCCAUAAUUUCAUCAACGAAGAGACUUCCUUCACUAAUCCAGAUGAUAACUUGUCUGUGCCUUCUCAUCCUCUGUGAUUCCUAAUACAGAAAAGUAUGUAACUGAAAGAUGUAACUAAAGGAACAGAAGCUCCUAACCAAUUGGUCAAGAUUUUUGGAGGAGGGGAGGUUCCCUAAAAUAGUAUGUAAUUUGUCUAACAUUAAUGAGGUCCUAUCAUUUUUAAAUAUCAAUAAUUAUAUAAGGUUUUUUGCUGUCACUGGAUGAAGUAGUAGGGACCAAGGAGAAAGCAGAGUUAUAUUAUUUGCUGGUAUAUAUAAUGCAGCUUUUAAAACCCAAAAUGUGACUGUUAAAGUGUCCUUGCCUUGCUUUUGAGUAAGUACCACAUUCAGAGUAAAAAGUGCUGCGUACUAUAGGAACAAAUUCCCUCUUCUUUUACACAACUGUGUUGAAUACUGCAUAUGGUAAAGAGAUGAAAUGUACUGAUGCACACCAGAAGCCAUUGGGGAGUUAUAUGCCAGGAGAAUUUCUGAUUCUUUGGUCAUGUGUGUAGGUAGGCUUUGAAGAACUCUUCUCAAUAAAUUACACUGUUCAUAAAAGCAGGGUCACUGGCCACAUAAGGGGUGGGAAGGGAUACAAAUUCCCCAGGCUAGACUUGGCAACUGAAGAAACCUUAAUGUGAUCCCAGAGAGCAAUCCUGCCCUUGGGCCAGAGCAAUUGAGUCAAUGUAAGAUGGGACUCUAGGCUGUGUGAAAGUCUCUGGUUCAGGGCCAUUUUCUCUUUUUUCAUGGCCAAAUGAAGACAAAUAGCUAAAUCUACAGGUGAGCUCUCCUUUAAUAUUACAGGGCCUGUCAUGAGUCUACACCAACUUUUCCACUAUAAUUGGAGCUACAGUGAUUACAAAGAUUUCAUUUAGUUGGAGGGGGAGACUGAACAAAAAUAAGCAUUCCUCAGUCAGCAGAAGUUGUCCUUCCUUUGUUUAUGAUGAGGGAAAAUUCUACUUUCUCUUGCCCUUGUGUUCCCUUCUUCCACAACUGCAGAAAACAACUUACAAAGGGCAUUUUUUCCUAAACAUUCAAUUCAAACCAAGUGUUUAUAGAAUUUAAGGAUCUUAGAUUUGGAAGAGAUCUUAGAAGUCAUCUAGGCCAACUCCUUGGGACAGUGGAUGAAGCCCCUUAACAAGAUUCUAGUUAAGCAUCCACUCUAGUGAAAGGUAGCUCACUGUCUCAUGGAAACAAGCCAUUCUAGUUGUUUGUUUGAAUUGCUGUCUUCUUUACAGAGAGCUGAAACUUCCCCCAGUUCUCCUCUCUGGUCAAGUCACACCAGGCUAGGCACUGAGGAAACUAAUAAAUAAACCUAUUUGUGCUUUAGAUUCCUUCUUCCUAGGAUUAACUAGGACCAGGAUCCCAUUGGGAAGUCAAAAAAAAAAAAAGUCAUUCACUUGUGAAUCCUUGAGGUCACCGUUUAUUUUCAGUAAAUAUCAUAUAACUUCCUUACCACCUUUCUAAAAAUACCUGCUGCUUCCUUCUUUCUCUUCCCCUUACAGAGAAGGUAGAAGCCCUUUUCCUUUUCCCCUAAUUGGACCUUUUCCUUCUAAUUCUUAGCAGCACAAAUUGUGAUUCCUAAGCCUUUGUGUGUUUAACUUUGAUUGUUGUUUUGACUUUGCACCACCCUCCGUCACUUAAAUCCAGUUUAUUUGCGUGUCAUGGCAUGACUUCCCUGAUGUCAUGGUCCUCUUCAAGAACAAAAG